Messenger RNA from Linum trigynum, 204 nucleotides. The record is from the annotation of a GenBank genome assembly. Lineage: Eukaryota; Viridiplantae; Streptophyta; Magnoliopsida; Malpighiales; Linaceae.
AUGUGUUGCGCCUCCACCCACUACGGGUCCCUUGCGGUACGAGCCACAACUUCGGAGCAGUGGAAUAUUCAGUUCUCGCCGUUGGGUGGUGAUAACGAAGCUGGGAGCUUUGAAGAACGCAAGAGCACCUUUGGGCAUAGACGGUCGCUGAUGCCGGGAUCCGAUAUCAAAUCUGAAUGUAGUCUAGAAUCUUGGAAAUUUUAG